AUGGUUGAGUCUAUUCUUAGGAUGUCUAAUGACUCUGAUAUAGGAACUAGGUUAAAAGAAAAUAUUACAUUUAUUGUUUUUGGAGCUUCAGGAGAUUUAGCAAACAAAAAAAUUUUUCCUGCUUUAUUUGAACUUUAUCAAAAUAACCUUAUACCUAAAAAUAUUCGUAUAGUCGGAUAUGCUAGGACCGAAAUGAGCAAUCAUGAAUUUCAUUCUAGAUUUUCUCAAUAUAUAAAAACUUCAACUUUAAAAAGCGAUAUAGUUUUUAAAGAAUUUAAAAGUAUAUGUACGUAUAUCAGUGGGAAAUAUGAUAGUUGUGAUGGAUUUAAAAAACUUUUGUUACAUAUUAAAGAAAUUGAAGAUAAAUGCCAAAAACAAAAUAGGAUUUUUUAUAUGGCUCUCCCUCCUAAUGUUUUUAAUUCAGUUUCUUACUAUAUAAAGGAUCUUCUUUAUCCAGGAUCAGGUGUUGCUAGGUUAAUAGUUGAGAAGCCAUUUGGAAAAGAUUUUGAAAGUAGCAAAAAACUCCAAAAAGCUCUUGCAUGUUUAUGGGCUGAAAAUGAAAUUUUUCGAAUUGAUCAUUAUCUUGGCAAAGAAAUGGUUAAAAAUCUUUUUAUAAUGCGGUUUACAAAUCUUUUUUUGAGUAGAUUGUGGAAUAAACAUUAUAUAUCAAAUAUUCAAAUUAUAUUUAAAGAACCGUUUGGAGCAGAGGGACGUGGAGGAUAUUUUAAUGAAUUUGGAAUUAUUAGAGACGUAAUGCAAAAUCACUUAUUGCAAAUAUUGGUUAUUUUAACAAUGGAAGAACCUUUUUCUUUUUUACCCUCUGAUAUUCGCUAUAAAAAAAUAAAAAUUCUUCAAGAUAUAUUUGUUAUUGAUCCUAGAAAUGUUAUUAUUGGUCAAUAUACAAAAUCAGAGGAUGGAUCUAAACCUGGUUAUAUUGAUGAAGACGGCGUACCUAAGGAUUCUCGUUGUCCUACGUUCGCUGCGCUAACUCUAUUCAUUAAUAAUGAGGUUUGGGAUUCUAUCCCGUUUAUCUUAAUUGCUGGUAAAGCAUUAGAUGAACAAAAGGUUGAAGUUCGUAUUCAAUAUAAGGAUAUUAAUAGUAAAAUAUUUAAAGAUAUUUUACGAAAUGAACUAAUUAUAUCUAUACAACCAAAUGAAGGUGUUCAUAUGAAAAUCAAUUCUAAGUAUCCUGGAUUAGAUAUGCAUUCUGUUCCCGCUGAACUAGAUUUUAUAUAUAAAAAUAAAUUUCCAAAUGUGAGAAUCUCUGAAGCAUAUGAGACAUUACUAUUAGAUGUUAUAAAAGGUGAUCAAACAAAUUUUGUAUGUAAUGAUGAAUUAGAGGAAUCAUGGAGAAUAUUUACACCACUUUUACAUUAUUUAGAUAACAAUAAUGAUAUUAUACCUAUUCUUUAUCCGUAUGGUAGCAAAGGUCCGAAAGAGCUUAAUGAUUAUAUUAAAAAUCAUAGUUGUAAAUUAUGUUUGUAUUAUUAUUUAAUAUUUAUUAAUAACUAA
Molecule: messenger RNA, 1512 nt
Organism: Pneumocystis jirovecii RU7
Lineage: Eukaryota; Fungi; Ascomycota; Pneumocystomycetes; Pneumocystales; Pneumocystaceae
Product: glucose-6-phosphate dehydrogenase
Exons: 10
Coding region: 1-1512 (503 amino acids)
Biological process (GO): glucose metabolic process; pentose-phosphate shunt, oxidative branch
Cellular component (GO): cytosol
Molecular function (GO): NADP binding; glucose-6-phosphate dehydrogenase activity
Source: RefSeq, a predicted model, not a curated record